Messenger RNA from Thelazia callipaeda (thelaziosis nematode), 286 nucleotides. The record is from the annotation of a GenBank genome assembly. Lineage: Eukaryota; Metazoa; Nematoda; Chromadorea; Rhabditida; Thelaziidae.
AAAAUACUCUUUAUUCUUUGCAGUACUGAAGCUUAAUUCGAUUUUUUCUUCGAAAAAAACUCAUUUUUCAAAUUAUGGAAAACUGAAAAUUAUUCGUAGAGUAAAUAAUGAUCCAACUAUCUCAAAACGUGCUAUUCAACGAGCAGCCGAGGUCAAACUUCUCAAGAAGUUCAAUGUGAUUUGUUCUAAAAAUGACUUCUCUUAUGUAGCAUAUACCGAUAGUUUUUGCCAAAUUACAACUGAAGACUUAACUUGUUAUGCUUUUAGACCUCUUCCAGAAAUAUAA